AUGUCUGUUGUUAUUUCUACAACGAGGGGCAGUUUGCUUAUUCAUCUCCGCUACACGGACUGCCCAAAGGCGUGCUUCAACUUCCUUGCGCUCUGUGCCUCCUCCUACUACGAUGGCUGCCUCUUCCACCGAUGCGUUACGAACGCGUUUGUCUUGACAGGCGAUCCAACCGGAACGGGGAAGGGCGGGGAAUCCGUUUUUGCACCGGAGCAGCGGUAUUUUGACGAUGAGGGCCUUGGAACUGUGCACCACGACAGCCGCGGGGUUGUGUCUAUGGCCCACAGGGGCAACAAGCCCAACACGAACGCAUCCCAGUUCUUCAUCAUCUUUCAACCCUGCCCGUCACUUGACACGAAACACACCGCGUUUGGAUGUGUGGACUUGGCGUGGAACGACGGUGAGAGCGAAAGAACUCUUAAAAAACUUGAGGAGCUCCGGGUCGAUGACAAGUACAACGUUCUCGACAAGGAUGCGAAGCUUGUUGGGACCACGGUGCUGUACAAUCCCUUUGCUGAGGGACACAUUAAACUAGACGUUUAG
Molecule: messenger RNA, 540 nt
Organism: Trypanosoma cruzi
Lineage: Eukaryota; Euglenozoa; Kinetoplastea; Trypanosomatida; Trypanosomatidae
Product: peptidyl-prolyl cis-trans isomerase (cyclophilin), putative
Exons: 1
Coding region: 1-540 (179 amino acids)
Biological process (GO): protein peptidyl-prolyl isomerization
Cellular component (GO): catalytic step 2 spliceosome
Molecular function (GO): peptidyl-prolyl cis-trans isomerase activity
Source: RefSeq, a predicted model, not a curated record